Messenger RNA from Aplosporella prunicola CBS 121167, 1113 nucleotides. RefSeq lists its product as uncharacterized. Gene Ontology annotation, molecular function: protein methyltransferase activity; nucleic acid binding. The record is from RefSeq and is a predicted model, not a curated record. Gene Ontology annotation, biological process: protein methylation. The coding region runs from base 1 to 1113 and encodes 370 amino acids. Gene Ontology annotation, cellular component: mitochondrion. The transcript has 2 exons. NCBI's taxonomy places the organism in Eukaryota, Fungi, Ascomycota, Dothideomycetes, Botryosphaeriales, Aplosporellaceae.
AUGCCACGUCUCUCUCCCAAUCACCUCCUGCACGCGCACCGCCUCCACGCGCACCUCCCCGCGCUGCUGCGCGCGUGCCGCGACCUCCCUUCCGCGCAGAACGAGCUGCGCUGGCUGCGCGAACAUGCCGGCGCGGACAGCGAGCGAUUGCGCGCGCUGGUGAGACGCCGUGCUAAGGGCGUGCCGCUGCAGUAUGUGCUGGGCAGCGAGUUCUUUGGCGACUUGGAGAUUGUGUGUAAGCCGGGUGUGCUGAUUCCGCGACAAGACACUGCAGCCGCGAUUACACACCUCGCCUCUCUACUUCUACAAUACUCCAAACGCCUCCCGCCCAACCUCCGCGUCCUCGACCUCUGCACCGGCACCGGCUGCAUCCCCCUCCUAGCAGAGCACCUCCUCCACCCCGCCGUGCCUGACCCGCACUUCCUCGGCGUCGACGUCUCCCUCCGCUGCCUCCAGCUAGCCCAGCUCAAUGCCUCCCGCUGCCGCGCCCAACGCACGCGCUUCUUACGCGCAGACGUGCUAGCCAGCAACGACGCCAGCAACGCCGGUCCCAUCGAGCCGCUCCUCCCGCUCCUCCACCGCGCAGGCACCCCGACCUGGGACGUCCUCAUCUCCAACCCGCCGUACAUCUCGCCCCGGCACUUUGUGCGCACGACAGCGCGCUCGGUGCGGAACUGGGAGCCGAAGCUGGCGCUUGUGCCGCGCUCUGCGACGGGGAGUGCAGGCGAGGACGCAGACACUGCCGUAGCCAAUGACGACGCCGUCGCUGAUACGUUUUACCCCGCCCUGCUGCGCGCUGCAGACGGCGUCGGCGCAAAGGUCGCGCUGUUCGAGGUCGCGGACCUGGAGCAGGGGAUGCGGGUGGCGGGGAUGGUGAAGAGAGGAGGCGGCUGGGACGGCGUUGAGGUUUGGCGGGAUGAGCCGGGGGUGGGGAAUAUGCAGGGGAGUGGGCAUGAGCAGGGGGUUUGGCGCGUGGAGGGGGGCGGGACAGAAGGGGAAGAGGCAAAGGAGGUGGAAGAGGAGGCGGAAGGAGCGAGAGUGCGCGGGAGGGGCGAGGGCCGGAGCGUCGUCUGCUGGCGCGGGGAGGGAGGGCGGUGGCUUGGACAAGGAUAA